This is a messenger RNA of Musca vetustissima, 1824 nucleotides long. RefSeq names its product methionine--tRNA ligase, mitochondrial-like. Gene Ontology annotation, molecular function: methionine-tRNA ligase activity; ATP binding. Lineage: Eukaryota; Metazoa; Arthropoda; Insecta; Diptera; Muscidae. The transcript has 6 exons. The coding region runs from base 1 to 1824 and encodes 607 amino acids. The record is from RefSeq and is a predicted model, not a curated record. Gene Ontology annotation, biological process: methionyl-tRNA aminoacylation.
AUGUUAAUACCCAGAGUGCAAUCAGUGCGAAAGCUGUGUUCCAAUAUCAGCUCAAGUUUUUAUGUUACAACUCCCAUAUUUUAUGUUAAUGCUGCUCCUCAUAUUGGACAUUUAUAUUCUGCCGUUAUUGCGGAUACGAUAUGUCGCUACCAAAAACUUUUAGCCAAGCCCGGAGCCACAGUACGUCUGUGCACCGGCACCGAUGAACAUGGAACGAAAGUACAACAAGCAGCUGCCUCACACAAGAUACCCGUUGCAGAUUAUUGUCAAGAUAUAUCAGCCCGGUAUCGUAAUGUAUUCCAACAGGCCGCCAUACAAAAUGAUGAUUUUAUUAGAACCACUGAAGAUCGUCAUAAAAAAGCGGUCUCAAAUUUUUGGAACACCCUAAGUUCCAAAGGUCACAUCUAUUCGGCAAAUUAUCAAGGAUGGUAUUGUGUAUCGGAUGAAACAUUCCUUACCGAUUCUCAGCUACGUGUUGAUGAGGCAACUGGGGAACGAUUUUCAUUGGAAUCGGGUCAUCCGGCCGAGUGGACUGAAGAAAAGAACUACAUGUUCCGUUUGUCAAGUUUACAAUCGGAUGUUAUUUAUUGGUUGAAACAAGGAGGCCGUGUAAAACCUAUAAAAUUUGAAAAAAUUCUAUUCGACAUGUUGUCAGAACCAUUGCCAGAUGUUUCGGUAUCACGUCCAGCGGAACGUGUUAAAUGGGCCAUCCCCGUACCCGAUGAUGCUUCACAAUCGGUUUAUGUGUGGCUGGAUGCUUUAGUGAAUUAUUUAACCUCGGCUGGAUAUCCUGAUCCUAAGUUCCAAUCCUGCUGGCCACCAACGGUACAAGUUAUUGGAAAAGAUAUUUUAAAAUUCCAUGGUAUAUAUUGGCCAGCAUUUUUAAUAGCUGCAGGUCUCGAACCACCAAGUGAACUAUUUGUUCACUCACAUUGGACUGUUGACGGUCAAAAAAUGUCGAAAAGUAAACAUAAUGUUGUUGAUCCACUGGAAGCAUCUGAAACAUAUACCAUGGAAGGUUUACGAUAUUUUCUGUUGCGUGAAGGUGUUCCCCACAGUGAUGGCAAUUAUAGCAGCGUUAAGGCAAUGCGAAUAUUAAAUGCUGAACUUGCCGACACCAUGGGCAAUCUGUUAUCACGGGUUUGUGCCAAAUCCUUGAAUCCACGACAAAUCUAUCCGCGUUUGCAUACAGCCCAGCUACGCGAUAUCAUGACAACGGAAGCAGCACAACAUUUGUUAAAAUCUCUGGAGCAACUUAAAGCCAAAUGUACCCAACACUAUGAGGACAAGAAUUUUUAUAUGGCCGUAGAUACGGUAAUGUCAGCCCUGCAUGCUGCCAAUAGUUUCUUUGAAACUUCACGUCCCUGGGAAUUAAAAUUAAAAACUGUUACCGAACCAGCUAAACGUAGCCUUUUGUAUCCACCCUCUGAUGAGAAUGCCCUGCGGCUGGAGACAAUUGUUGCAAUGACAAUGGACACAUUGCGUCUGUGUGGCAUUGCUUUGCAACCGAUAUUACCCGGCAUUGCUGGUCGCAUGUUGGAUAAACUGAGUGUGCCUUGGAAUCAACGUUUAUGGUGUAAUCUGGAUGAUCAUUUUGGUCGCAUCCUCAAGAAUGAAUGUGAGCCCCCAAUAGAAGCAAGUUUAAGUCGUGCAGAUGCUGUCCUCUUCCGACGUAUCUAUCCCAAAGAAGAUGAUGAUAUUGAACGUAAAGCUGCCCCGCCUGGCAAGAAGAAGGCUAACAAUAAAGCUGCCAAAGAAAAGAAGAGCAGUAAAACCACCAAUACAUCCAAUGAUUCGGAAGGUAGUAAAAAGGUUGCUCAAUAG